Molecule: messenger RNA, 3760 nt
Organism: Xyrauchen texanus (razorback sucker)
Lineage: Eukaryota; Metazoa; Chordata; Actinopteri; Cypriniformes; Catostomidae
Product: oocyte zinc finger protein XlCOF6-like
Exons: 4
Coding region: 184-2760 (858 amino acids)
Biological process (GO): regulation of transcription by RNA polymerase II
Molecular function (GO): DNA-binding transcription factor activity; RNA polymerase II cis-regulatory region sequence-specific DNA binding
Source: RefSeq, a predicted model, not a curated record
AGUUAACCUAAUGCUCGGUAAAUGCCGGUUAUAUUAUAAUCCUGGUAAACGCUUCAUCCAUCACAUCACAUAAGAAGAGGAAGACUCGUUAAACGUGACGAAGACAUGCUUCCAAACAAGCAGGAAUAACUCAACUGGAAUAUUGUGUAGCAAUUGAAAUCCGUGUUACACACAGUCAAGCAAAUGGAGUUUAUUAAAGAGGAGAGUGAAGACAUUAGUUGUACAGAAGCAUGCAGAGUGAAAAAUGAAGAUGCAACGAAACAAGACCUGAAGGAACUGAAAGAAGAAAGUGAUGUUGGGGAGAAACAUCAGUAUCAGAAACCUCAUAAUUUCACAGCUGGAGAAAAAUCUAUUGGCCUCUCACACACUGCAAAGAAUUUUUCACAAGAAACAGGAGCCAAAAAUUAUUUCACUUGCCCUCAGUGUGAAAAGAGUUUCAGCAAGAAAGGCAAUCUUGAUAGGCACAUGAGAAUUCACACUGGAGAGAAGCCUUUUACAUGCCCUCAGUGUGGAAAGAGUUUCAGGAGUAAAGGAACCCUUAAUCUACACAUUAAAAUUCACACCGGCGAGAAGCCUUUUACGUGCCAUCAGUGUGGAAAGAGUUUCAGCAGUAAAGGAAUUCUUGAGGUGCACAUGAGAAUUCAUACUGGAGAGAAGCCAUUUACAUGCCAUCAGUGUGGAAAAAGUUUCCGCUUUAGGGAAAACCUUCGUAAGCACAUGAAAAUUCACACUGAAGAGAAGCCUUUCAUGUGCCAUCAAUGUGGGAGGAGAUUCAGAUCUCAAGGAACGCUUGGUGUGCACAUGAGAAUUCACACCGGAGAGAAGCCUUUCACAUGCCCUCAGUGUGAAAGGAAUUUCCGCUUUAGAGAAAACCUUCAUAAGCACAUUAGAAUUCACACUGGAGAGAAGCCUUUUAUGUGCCUUCAGUGUGGGAAGAGAUUCAGAUCUCAAGGAGAACUUGGAAUGCACAUGAGAACUCACACUGGAGAGAAGCCUUUUACGUGCUCUCAAUGUGGAAAGAGUUUCUGCAGUAAAGGUAGCCUUGACAUGAAAGAGGAAAGUAAAGAACUGAAUGAAGUGGAGCAAAAUGAUUAUCGGGAUCCACAUUUCACAACUAGAGAUUUUUCUUUUAGCUGCUCACAAAUGGAAAAUUUUCCCUCGCAAAAUACAACGGGAGCCAUAAAUUAUUUCACCUGCCCUCAGUGUGAAAAGAUUUUCAAGAGGAAAGUAAACCUUAGAAUGCACAUUAGAACUCACACUGGAGAUAAGUCUUUUACAUGCUCUCAAUGUGGAAAGAGUUUCUGCAGUAAAGGAAGCCUUGGUAAGCACAUGAUAAUUCACACUGGAGAGAAGCCUUUCACCUGCUCUCACUGUGGGAAGAGAUUUAGAUAUCAAGGAGAACUUAGAAUGCACAUUAGAACUCACACUGGAGACAAGCCUUUUAUGUGCUCUCAAUGUGGAAAGAGUUUCUGCAGUAAAGGAAGCCUUGGUAAGCACAUGAUAAUUCACACUGGAGAGAAACCUUUCACCUGCUCUCAGUGUGGAAAGAGUUUCAAUACUAAAGGCAGCCAUGAUGUUCACAUGAAAAUUCACACUGGAGAGAAACGUUUUACAUGCAUGGAGUGUGGGAAGAGUUUCCCAUAUCAAGCAUACCUUAAAAGGCACAUUAGAACUCACACUGGGGAGAAGCCUUUCACCUGCCCUCAGUGUAGAAAAUGUUUUACAGAGAAAACAACCUUUACGAGUCACAUGCGAAUUCACACUGGAGAGAAGCCUUUUAGAUGCAGUCGAUGUUGGAUGAGUUUCAGAUGUAAAAAGGGACUUACCUUGCACAUGAGAACUCACACUGGAGAGAAGCCUUUUACGUGCUCUCAAUGUGGAAAGAGUUUCUGCGGGAAAGGAAGCCUUGGUAAGCACAUGAUAAUUCAUACUGGAGAGAAGCCUUUCACCUGCUCUCACUGUGGGAAGAGCUUCAAUACUAAAGGCAGCCAUGAUGUUCACAUGAAAAUUCACACUGGAGAGAGACCGUUUACAUGCAUGGAGUGUGGGAAGAGUUUCCCACUUCAAGCACACCUUAAAAGGCACAUGAAAACUCACAAUGGUGAGAAGCCUUUCACCUGUCCUCAGUGUAGAAAAAGUUUUACAGAGAAAACCACCUUAACGAGUCACAUGCGAAUUCACACUGGAGAGAAGCCUUUUAGAUGCAGUCGAUGUUGGAUGAGUUUUAGACGUAAACAUGGACUUACCAUACACAUGAGAACUCACACUGGAGAGAAGCCUUAUGUAUGCAAUCAGUGUGAAAAGAGUUUCAUAACUAAAUAUCAUCUUGAAAAUCACGUGAGAGUUCAUACUGGAGAGAAGCCAUUUACAUGCAUCCAGUGUGGAAAGAGUUUCAAAACUAAAUGGCAUCUCUGUAUUCACAUUAGAAUUCACACUGGAGAGAAGCCUUACACAUGCCUCCAGUGUGGGAACAGUUUUGCACGUAAAAACAGCUUUAAGACUCACAUGAGAUUUCACACUGGAGAAAACCUUUUCACGUGUCAUCAGUGUGGUACACAUUUUACUUCUGCAACAGCCUUAAAAAUGCACCUGAAAACUCAUGAAAAUGAGAGGCCGUACUUGAGUUCUCCAGCAGGAAAGCGUUUUAAAAAGCAGCAGAAAAAAGAUACUGCUGUGAGAGCUCAUGUUUGUUUUGAUUGUGGAAAGGCCUUUUCUAGAAAAACUAAUUUGGAACGGCACCAAAAAAUUCAUACCAGUUAAAGAAGUGCAAGUGCGUAAUGUGUGGAAAGAGUUUCACUUGUUCCGGAAUCCUGAAAGUACAUGAGAGUGGAUACUGGAGCGAGGCCAUGCACUUCAUUUGUUCAUGUUCAGAGUUUCAACCAAUCCUAUACUCUAAAGAUUCACAGAAAGGAUUAUUAUUGUUAUAGUUUUCAUUGAUAUGAAAUUCAGAAAAAAACAAAGAUGGCAUUUUUCCCUAAAAAGCAGUAAUCUAAGAGAGUAAUUUACUUCAUUGCAUUAACUGUAGUGAUCAAUGAGCUUUAAUUGAGAAUGUUUACAUGCAGGUUCUUAGACCGAUUAUGCUUAAUAAGACGACAAUGUGUGGUCACGUAAACGCAUGUAAAACGACUUUAUCAGGGUAAGGUCAUGAUCGGAAACCAAUCGACACGGGUAGAUUUUUGCCUGUUAUCCUGGUGUGGCAUUGCAUAUAAACUCUUUAACUGGCAUGAGAACAAUGUGAUUAUUUCAAAUCUCAUUGAAUCUGAUUUUUUUUUUUUAAAUAAACUGAUUUUGGGGAGUAAGCAAUGCCCUAUAGGUGCACAUGUAAACAAGCUCGGUGUAAGGGUUUGUAGGACGUUUGUAGUCAUAUAACUAAACACGUGUUAAACAAAGGAUUUAAUUUACGUUUUUAAAAGCAAGCUGUGUGUCUGCGACUUGGAGGGAGCAAAUAUCUGUUUUACUUCAUAUUUUAUCACUCAUAUUUUCUUAAUAUGAACUAAUAUCCAUUAAUUUUUACUUGAUACUUUUCAUUUUAUAUUCUUUUGCUACUACCGUUUAAUCUUAGUUUGUAUGUUGUAUUGUCUUCAUAAGUUAGAGAUAAGGAAAUGCCUCCAUUUCAAGUUAUUUAAUGUUACAGGAUGAUGUUGAAAUGCAGUCAUUUCUCAUUGCCUUUCUUGGUUUAAUAACAUAUGUUGAAUUUAUGCCGGUCAGGCAAAGUCGCUAUUGAGAAAGACACAACUAACAUUAUUUAAUAAACUGCAAA